GAAGGUAAGGAGGUUACGACAUAUUGGACACAAUAUCGGCGGCCCAACUUUAUGACCUUCCAAUUGUAGCAGCACUGUCUGGCAAGUACUGAAUAACUAGUUUUGUUUCUCAAUCAACUCAAUUUUGUUUCAAACAAACCUUUCCGGGUUAUUUUUCAUCAAUUCCUCUGAUUAUAUCUUUGAAAUUUUAAUUUCUAAUCGAAUUCAGCGACAACAUUUAGUGUUCAUAUAGUUGACCUUUUCUAAUAGGAUAGCCCACUUCACUUGAUGGAUAAAGCAUUCCUUGGAUGUAAAUUGUUGCAGGAUUUUUUUAGCUUGUGAUUGUGAACCCCAUUUACAGAGUUGGAACAGCCUUACGAGAUACUCUAUAUAUAUUGAGAUGUUAUAUUAUUAAAAUAUUUCUGUAUAAGUUGACAAUAUUAAAAUUAGUGUCUGUUGUGAAUAAUUCAGACGAUUAGUCUUAGAAUUUGAAGCAGUAAUUAUUAUAUAUUUAAAUAAAUGGUGAAAUUAGGGGGAGUGGAAAUGAAAAAAAAUUAAGUAAAUAAGGGAUGGGAUGAGGUAGGAAAUGAGGAGGGAGGAAUAGGAAUAGGAAUAGGAUGAGGGGGGAGACAGUGAGUGGAACGGGGGGGAUUAGGAAGAAGGGAACGGGAGUGAGAGCAUGGCUGGUGCUGGACGGAACGGGGGGGACGCAGGUGGUGGAGGCGGGGAAGCACGCGAUCAUGAGGAGGACGGGUCUGCCGGCGCGUGACCUGAGGAUAUUGGACCCUCUCCUCUCCUACCCUUCAACCCUUCUGGGGCGAGAGAGAGCCAUCGUCAUCAACUUGGAACACAUCAAAGCCAUCAUAACAGCGCAAGAAGUGCUUCUCCUCAAUUCCCGCGACCCCUCCGUCACCCCUUUCGUUCACGAGCUUCAAGCCCGCAUCCUACGUCACCACCAGGCCUCUUCUUCUAACCCCAAACUCUUCUCUCUCGAAGACCCUCCCAUUCAGGCCCAGCCCAACCAAGAUCUCCAGAAUCCCGAUGGCACCAAGAUUCUCCCCUUCGAGUUCGUAGCCCUUGAGGCCUGCCUCGAGGCUGCUUGUAGCGUCUUAGAAAACGAGGCUAAAACGCUGGAGCAGGAGGCUCAUCCCGCCUUGGAUAAGCUCACCUCGAAGAUUAGUACUCUCAAUUUGGAACGCGUCCGUCAAAUUAAGAGUCGUUUAGUCGCCAUCACUGGUCGUGUUCAGAAGGUAAGGGAUGAAUUGGAACACUUGCUGGAUGAUGAUGAAGAUAUGGCUGAGAUGUAUCUCACCGACAAGUUAGCUGAACAGCAGGUGGAAAGCUCUUCUGCCUCGUCCCUCAACGAACAAGACGAGGACGAUACCCAGAAUCUUGUUCAACCCGAUAUGGAUGACAGGACGGCUCCUGAAAUUUCAUUGGAAACUGCUGGAGCCACUGCAAGUUAUGACGACCAUCAAAAUGCUCACAACUCUGCCGACCAUAUGUUUGUCGCCUCUCAUCUACUUGCCAGGGACAGCCAUGGCCGUGGUAGCGCUACCUACAGUGCUGUAACUAAGCAACUUGAUGUAGAGGAGCUUGAGAUGCUCCUGGAAGCUUACUUUGUGCAGAUCGAUGGCACAUUGAACAAGCUAUCUACGCUGAGGGAGUACGUUGAUGACACAGAGGAUUACAUCAACAUCAUGCUGGAUGACAAACAGAACCAUCUCCUCCAAAUGGGAGUUAUGUUGACCACAGCAACCCUGGUUGUGAGUGCCUUUGUUGUUGUGGCUGGUGUUUUUGGCAUGAAUAUUCAUAUUGAACUAUUUGAUACUGAAAUAUCUGGGAUGAGAGAAUUCCUCUGGACUGUUGGUGGCAGUACUGCGGGGACCAUAUUCUUGUAUGUGGUUGCCAUUGCCUGGUGUAAGCACAAACGCUUACUGGAGUAACCGGGCACCCAAUUGUGCUCCAUAAAGAAAUGUAAUAAUAUAAUUUGAAAAUUACCUUUUUCUCUUGUGCUAUAAUUUUUUAUUCCGGACCGUUAUAGUGUCCGCUUGCUUCCUGUUCUUGUAUACUUUGUUCAUCCGUGGACAGAAACAUCGAUUUUAUGCGCACAUGCUACCUUCCAAUAACACUUAUGUUAUUUCCACAAAGAUUUCCCUCUAGAAUUCACAAAUUUUUCAUCAC
Abrus precatorius (Indian licorice) is the source of this 2163-nucleotide messenger RNA. RefSeq names its product magnesium transporter MRS2-3-like. NCBI's taxonomy places the organism in Eukaryota, Viridiplantae, Streptophyta, Magnoliopsida, Fabales, Fabaceae. The transcript has 4 exons. Gene Ontology annotation, molecular function: magnesium ion transmembrane transporter activity. The record is from RefSeq and is a predicted model, not a curated record. Gene Ontology annotation, biological process: magnesium ion transport. Bases 597 to 1925 code for a protein of 442 amino acids.